This is a messenger RNA of Gambusia affinis (western mosquitofish), 1855 nucleotides long. It is a transcript of the gene mrs2, whose product is annotated as magnesium transporter MRS2. The transcript has 13 exons. The coding region runs from base 423 to 1787 and encodes 454 amino acids. Gene Ontology annotation, molecular function: magnesium ion transmembrane transporter activity. The record is from RefSeq and is a predicted model, not a curated record. Gene Ontology annotation, biological process: mitochondrial magnesium ion transmembrane transport. Gene Ontology annotation, cellular component: mitochondrial inner membrane. NCBI's taxonomy places the organism in Eukaryota, Metazoa, Chordata, Actinopteri, Cyprinodontiformes, Poeciliidae.
CUUUGCACCACAAUGCACUCCGCGGUGCAUUGUGGAGGGUGCUCUUGCUCCUGUCCUCCGGUCCUGCUAGCUUGGAGGAGGGGUUGUUUUCUGGGAGACGUAGCCUUAAGUUUUCAGUCUAGAGAGCCGAUAGUAAGCGGCAUGUGUCCAGCUUAUCUUCCUGGAGGUUUUGUAUAUUCUCAGAACGGACAAAAGGUACAUACGAAGAGUUAGCAGGAACAAGCGGAAGUCCAGAGCACAUCGUGAAAACAUUGAGAGGAAGGUUUAACCAGUUCAACUAGUACAGAGAGACUGCUGAAAAGUACACUAACUGAGUUCAAUCUAAAGUUAUUGCUACGACUUUCCUCUCUUGUUGCUUCCCGCGGGCCUACAGGCUCAUACAGUAACAUUUUUCAGCCUCCUUCAAUCUAUGUUUGGUUGUGAUGGAGGUAACGUUGCACCGACUGCUGCUGUUUGCUGGCUGCAUGAACUCUUCCAGGAUGUCAUCUGUUAGAAAACGAGUUUUCAGCUCCUGCUGCUCACUAUUUGGUGGGGGUCAAACUCUGAUCCUCUUCAAUGGACCCACAGUUGCACACCAGCUGAGGCAAGCUGGUAGUAGAAAGGCGGGCUUGCUCAGCAGGAGCUGCAGGGAUAUUGACUCUACUUCCACAUGUUAUCAGAGGCCAAUGUUAUUAAGAAGUCUGCAUAGGAGGUGUCAGUCUGCUGGGCUCACGAAGGACAUCCUGCUGCCAGGAGGAGCAGCCUGUGCUGUGUCCGCUGUGCGCAGCCGAGUGACCGAUGCCCCUCUGUCCACUGUGUCUCCAACCUUCAAUGUGAUGAAGUUUGAUCCGGAUGGAAAUGUGACAUCAUUUGAAAAGAAGAAGACAGAACUUUACCAGGAGCUUCAGCUUCAGGCCAGAGACCUUCGCUUCCAACACAGCACCAGCCUCAGCACCAGAAACAACUGCAUCAUCAUACGAAUGGACUCUUUGAAAGUUAUCCUGACCCAAGAGUCGCUUCUGGUGCUGGAUUAUCGUGGUUUGAAUCUGGAACGCUGGCUGGUCCUGGAGCUCGCCCCUCAGCUAGCAUUGCAGACGCACUCUCUGCCCUUUGAGUUUAGAGCACUGGAGGCCAUCCUGCAGCACAAGGUAAACACGUUGCAAACUCGGUUGAACGAUGUCGAGCCGAGCAUACUGGACACCUUGGAGUCGCUCGUGGAUCCUAAAAUCGUUUCUGCGGAUAGAAGUAAGCUGCAUAUUCUGCUGCAGAACAGCAAGAGCUUAUCGGAGUUGGAAACAGACAUUAAAGUUUUCAAGGAGUCCUUGCUGAAAAUCCUAGACGAGGAUGCAAUGAUUGAGCAAUUGUGUCUCUCCAGAUGGACAGAUCCAAGGAUUUUUGAGGAGAGCAGUUUGGGUAUCGACCACUGUGAGGAGAUGGAGCUUUUACUUGAGAAUUACUACAUGCAGGCCGAGAAGCUCGCCAACAAGACCAGAGAGCUCAAGGGACUGAUAGACGACUCGGAGAGUGUCAUCUUUAUUAAUCUGGACAGCCAUCGUAAUGUGAUGAUGCGUCUGAAUCUGCAGCUGACUAUGGGUUCUUUCUCCCUGACCUUGUUUGGGCUCAUCGGGGUGGCUUUUGGAAUGAAUUUAACGACGGCCUUUGAAGAUGACCCUCGUGCUUUCUGGCUGGUAACAGGCUUCAUGUUUUUGGGCAGCGGGUUAAUAUGGAGACGCCUCUUAUCGUUUCUAGGACGGCAUCUACAUCCCUCAGGUCCAUCACUGAUCCCUUCCAUUUGGAAAAAAAUAUAAAACUGCAAGAUACUAAACCUGGAGUCAAAUGAAGUCCUGCUUUCAAUGUAGGAAAACAACAACAACAA